Molecule: messenger RNA, 8348 nt
Organism: Astyanax mexicanus (Mexican tetra)
Lineage: Eukaryota; Metazoa; Chordata; Actinopteri; Characiformes; Acestrorhamphidae
Gene: dvl1b
Product: dishevelled segment polarity protein 1b
Exons: 12
Coding region: 2418-4268 (616 amino acids)
Biological process (GO): canonical Wnt signaling pathway; intracellular signal transduction
Cellular component (GO): cytosol
Molecular function (GO): frizzled binding
Source: RefSeq, a predicted model, not a curated record
UACCAUUCUUCUCAUUCAGUGUAUUUUCUUUCUUUUUAUGAUUUUUUACAGUGUAACUUUACUAUUAAAGACUAUGUUAAAGCUAUACAGGAACAUUUGUAAUUAUUUAAAGGAGUUUCUGCAGGUGCUGAACAAUAGUUGUUGAUUUUCCGUCAUGCUCUGAAGCUCCAGCUCAUCCCAAAUCAUCAUCUCAGGUGAUCAGGUUUGGAUCAGGGAAUAGUGGAGAACAGUUUUACAGUUUUUACAGUUUACGGCAGACUUCCAUAUGUGUUCCUUAAUUAUUUUCAUGUAUUUAUAAUAAGUCUACAGUGUAGAAAAUAAAUUUAAUAAAGAAAUGCUGAAGAAAAACUUUGAAUGAGAAGGUGUGUUCAAAGUUUUGACGGGCAGCUAUAUUAGCUUUCGUGUUUUAUUAAGAAAAAACAUUUGUAUGGGAUUACCAUUACUUAACUAACUAAUAAUCUUUAGGAAAAUUACAAAAUGCUUAGUGUUUUUGAGGGGGUACAUUCACAUUUGAUUUUUGAUUUCUUGCCCCAGGGUGAUUUAGAUCUCAGUUUUGUCAGGGCUGUGUGGACAUUUCAAAUCAGAUCUUUGGCCACACUUCCUGAGUUCCUUUGGCUAUGUUCACACAGCUUAUUGAUCCGAAUUCUCACAAAUAUGAAAUUAAUUGUUUAUUUUAGGCUGUUCAGUCUGUAUUUUUAUUGUGAGUUUUUUUUUACUCUAUUGCCAAAAGUAUCUGCUCGCCUGCAUUGCAUUUAAAAAUGAUGUAAAGCUUGGAUAGAGCCCAUUCCAUAAAGCUCUCAAUAGUAUUAUUGUUGUUGACCUAAUCUGAAGGCAGCAUGAAGUUGGGAGGUGUGUAGUAAUUGACUUUACACAAAAUUGGCAACCUCUGCACACUAUAUGCCUCACCAAUCAACAAAUUCUCUCACUAAUGUUGGUAGAAACACUCUGCAUGUCCAAGUUUUGGAAGUGACUGGAUCACCUGAAUUCAAUGAUUUUGCUGUGAGAGCGAAUACUUUUUACAAUAUAGUGUAUAUCUUACAUUCAUUGGUCUAAACAUUUCACACUCCUAAACUGAGCACAUACACUAAAGAGCAAUGCUUCACAUGAAGUUUCGGUUUCAUCGUUUCCAGCAUCACAGAAACAGCAUCAUUUAUCACUGAGCAUGUGUUCCAGCUGGCUGUAAAAAGGCCAUGUUUUUUGGCCACACAUACUUUUUUGGUUUGCGUUCUUGGUUUCUUUAAAACUUAAAUAGCCUCCACAGGAAUAUUUUUCUUCUUCUUGACGUAAAGUCACAUAAUUUCCUAUCUGGCUUUUCAGAUUGGUAUACAUUGCCGCAAAUCGAGUAUGUAUUGGAUUUGGAUUUCAUUACCACACAUUGAAGUGUUCCAGUUCCAGUUUUUCUGUGUUACAUGUGAUAAAAAGAUUGGGUUUGAUCCAGGAUAACUGUUGUGUGAACAUAGCCUUGUAUUUAUUAAUGUGCACCAUAAAGAUCACAUUAAUAAAUAUAAAUCUGAUUUGAUCAAAAAUUUAGAAGUGGUUAAUGAGGAUUGUGAAUGUAAAAAUAGCUUUUGAUUCAGCUUAAUACUGUAACCUACUACAGCUAUGUACCUCUGAUGUUAAUCCAGAUUUGUAGAUGGCUGUUUGACCUUUGAAUCCAAUUGAGAAAGCUCUAACCUUACUUUAAUCAUCAUGCAACAUUAAAAUGCUACUAUUUCUACAACCAGAGACUGGAUUCAGUGUAUGACCUGAUAGCUGUUCCCAUUCUCAUAAGGUGAUUGGUAUAUUACAGUUCUAUUCUCCAAAACAUGCUCACAAAUAUCUGUGAUAUAGUUUUCAAUUGAAUUUAUGUGUGUGCAGAAUUGAUUAGUAAUGGAUUGAUCUGCCAGAGUCUGUAGAUGUAGCUAUCAGGUUAAAUUGUUUUAGCAAUGUAAGCCACUCUCUGGUAUGUUCUCUCACUGAAAAACAAUUAUAUAGCAUAGGUAGGCCUUGGGAGAGAUAUUUGUUUUCUCUAAAUUCAAUUUUGAUAGAGAUGAAUUGAAAUUGCGUUCUGCGCCUACCAUCUAUCCCCUAAAGAUCUGCCCUCUGCUGCCCGUCUAUUCCCUGUUUCAAUUUUCCCCCUUCUUGUUUAUGCCCAGUUUCACCCUGUCCUCUUCUUAUUACUCUUCACCACUCAGCCCUUCAUUCACUCUUCUCAUCCAUGAGCCGCCAAUCGAACUCAUUCAGAUCCAAUCACUGGAGAUCAGAACGUGGUGCACCUGUGCUCAAGGACUGAGAACGGCAACUACGGUUGCCAUGUAAAAACAGAAGAGAAACAGAUGCUGUUGAGGAUCAAAUAAGGUAGAAAGAAGAAGUGUAAGAGAGAGAGAGAGAGAAGGAGAAAAAGAGAGAGAGAUACAAUAACACAAAGGCAAAGCAGGAUGGCCACAACGACAAUGCUGGAUUGCUUCGGCUUUCCUCGGAAAGUCCACACCCACUCGAGCUCCUUGAGACGCCUCCGUCGCAUUCGGGCCUUCCAACCAAUCCGCUGCCACCCUGAGACUCAGCCACAGCCCAAGCAAUUCCCACGUGUUAAUGGUCACUCCAAAGCAGAGCGAAUCAUGAGGGACACAGCUAUGGACAGCGCGUCCAUGAUGAGCAGCGAGCUGGAGUCCAGCUCCUUCAUCGACAGUGAGGAAGAUGAGGACGCCAGCAGACUAAGCAGUUCCACAGAGCAGAGCUCUUCUUCUCAUUUAAUGAGGAGACACAAGCGCAGACGCAGGCGACACAAAGUGCCCAAGAUUGACCGGUCAUCCUCAUUCAGCAGUAUAACAGAUUCAACCAUGAGCCUUAACAUAAUCACAGUUACACUCAAUAUGGAGAAAUAUAACUUCCUGGGUAUCAGUAUUGUAGGGCAGAGUAACGACCGUGGAGAUGGCGGGAUUUACAUCGGUUCCAUCAUGAAAGGAGGAGCAGUCGCUGCUGAUGGGAGAAUAGAACCAGGAGACAUGCUUCUGCAGGUGAAUGAUGUGAACUUUGAGAAUAUGAGCAAUGACGAUGCUGUCAGGAUCCUCAGGGAGAUUGUCUCCAAGACCGGACCAAUUAGUCUUACAGUGGCCAAGUGCUGGGACCCUUCCCCUCGCAGCUACUUCACCAUACCCAGAGCUGAACCCGUCCGCCCAAUUGAUCCUGCAGCCUGGAUAUCUCACACUACUGCACUGACUGGAUCAUACCCACAGUAUGAGUUUGACGAUCUUCCUCUAACGGUUGGGAAGACGGACAUGGCCACCUUAGUGAAGGUGAUGCAACUCCCAGACUCAGGUCUAGAAAUCAGGGACAGGAUGUGGCUGAAGAUUACCAUAGCAAAUGCAGUUAUUGGUGGUGAUGUGGUGGAUUGGUUGUACUCACGGGUCGAAGGCUUCAAGGAUCGACGGGAUGCCAGAAAAUACGCUAGCACGAUGCUGAAGCACGGCUACCUGAGACACACCGUCAACAAGAUCACAUUUUCUGAGCAGUGCUAUUACACGUUUGGAGAUAUCUGCCAAAACAUGGCUUCACUGAACUUAAAUGAGGGUUCGAGUGGUGGUGGGUCAGAGCAGGACACUCUUGCGCCUCUCCCUCCGUCCACCAACCCCUGGCCCAUGGGAGGGCAGCCCUUUCCCUACCCACCUUUCUCCUCGGCACCUCCUGGCUUCCCCCCGGGAUACUCUGAUCCGUGCCACAGUUUCCACAGCGGCAGUGGCGGCAGCCAGCACAGUGAGGGCAGCCGCAGCAGCAGUUCCAACCCCAGUGCCGGGAGAAGCCAGCGCCCUGCUCCUCAGGAAAAAGAGCGCAAGAUGACGGGCAGCGGGGGCAGCGAAUCUGAUACGGGCACUCGAGCGGGCGGUAGGCGGGGUGAGCGCACAGCCAGUCAGCUUAGUCACCGUAGCCACGCCCACUCGUCCCAAAGCCGCGCCCACUCCGGACACAGCAAAACCCACUCUCACAGAAGCCGAGUGCCAUCCCACCACAGCCGCGCCUCCUUCUCAUACAGCCACGCCUCCUUUUCCAAGCACGGGCGUGUCUCUUGUGCACACAGUGAGCGGAGCCACGCCUCCUCUUACGGACCCCCCGGACUGCCUCCUCCCUACAGCCUAGCCAGACUUACCCCUAAAGGGGCCGUUAGUAGUGGGCCUCCAGGGGCCCCGCCGGUCCGCGAGCUAGCAUCCGUCCCCCCGGAGCUCACGGCUAGCCGGCAGUCGUUUCAGCACGCCAUGGGAAACCCCUGCGAGUUUUUUGUAGACAUUAUGUGACUGUGGGCCAGUGCCAUAAAAUACAAGCAACAAGUAAAGCAGUGCAGAUUCCAAGCACACUCGCCGUGUUCUCCCGCCACCAUAUGUUCCUUCUUCAGUUCUGUUCAGCCGUGAUUUCUGUCCACUGCAGCAAAUGUGGUCUAAAGUGAAGCCGUGAUUAUCGAACACUUAGUUUGUGGUUGAUUUAAAAUAUAUAAUCGUAAUUCAUACUUAAAAAGACAAAACAAAGCAAAUUUAAACCAAAGUUUUUAAAGGGAGUCAGUAGAUUAUUUUGUUCAAUCUAAACAAAUCAGAAAACAGACGAAAAAUGAUAACAAUAAAAAAGUAAACAUUAGGCCUGUCACGAUAACUAUUUAUUGUACGAUUAGACAAUACAUGGUCCGAGAAAUAAUUGCACUGAAAUAGCACAAGAAUGCAAAAAAAGUUUUUUUGCAAAAAAGCAAAAAAAAAAAAAAAAACGUAUUUUAUUUGUACCAUAAAACAUGCUAUUUAAAAAGAAUCCCAAAGAAAUCAAACAUAAAUACAAUAAAACCACUGUUUUGAAAAAUAUAUGAACAUAAGAAAAUAUAUGAAUGCUAUGAAAUAUAUGUAAUGCUGACUGUUUAAAAAGCCUUUUUAUUUCACAAACCAUCUCUAAACUGUAAAAUAAACAUUUAAACAGGUUAAAUGUGUUCUAAAUCACAUACAUUUGGUAAAAAAAAAUUAGCUUUCACUUUUCCUCGUAGGUUCUAGUACUGCCAUGCUCUACUUUGUGGUCUAUUCUGCACUGUGAAAAAAGUUUCUUGUAAAUCUUUACAGCAAGUUAACAGCGAAAAAUUGUUAGUAAAGGAUUGAAAAAUUACAGAAAGAUCACAACACAUUAUUUUAUAAUAAGAAUAGCAAUUAAUACAUUAAUUACAGAUUAUUACAGCUUUUGUAGAGUAAGAUUUGGCCAAAAUAAUUACACAAUAACACUUUAAAUAUUCUUUACAGUAACCAUAUGUACUUUUUUUCAUAGGUUUUUGGGGUUGCCAGUGAAUAAAAAAAACAUAAAAGGCAAGUUAUUGAGGUCAUAACAAGUAAAUAAAUUAUCGUGACAGGCCUACAAAUCAUUAUAAUUUACCUCUUAGUAAUAUUUUUUAGUUUUCCGCUCAAUUUAAUUCUCUUCAUCGCCAGAAAUGUCCUGCAGGUUCAUUGUUGUGGCAUCGUUCACUCUACCAGAAUUGUAGACAAUCAGGCAUCUCGCGCCCUCUGCUGGUCAGAAGCUGUCACUGCACCUCAUAUCUAAAACUCUUUGUAUAAUAAAAGCACACAGGAGCUGAAGGUGGGGUUUGAGCACUGGAACUACGAAUGCCUGCUCAUACUUUAUUGUAUUAGCUGCUUUUUUGUGUUUCGUUUUGCACCAAACAUAUUUCGUAUUUUUACAUUUUUAUAGAUGUGUUGACGAUGUUUGAUCUUUGUGAAGCGAUUUGUGAAAAAAAAAAAAAUCACAAGAUAAUCAAGUUGUCGGCAAACGUUUGGGAACCCCCUGACCAAAAUGCAUAUUUUGUUUGUAUUUCUGCACUUUAUGUGAUAGAAACUGUGAUAUGUGCAAAUGUUUGGACACCCUGAUGAGUCAACACUCUUUUUGGAAGCACUUUUAGAGGCUUCUUCUCUUAAUUUAUAGGCAGAUCUGCAGCUUUUUAGAAGAGCCUGUCCAUGAUUUGAAGAGUGAUGCUCGUCUCCAAUGCUAAUCAGGGAUAAUGGAUGUUUUAACACCUGCAGACUCUGCUUUGGUAGGUAGGAUCUUCUUCCUGUAUUUACUUCCUUGCUUCAUUCCAGAUGAGUACAGCAGACCAAUCAGCAGAGAAAAUAUUUUCACACUUGGAUUUUUGCCUGUGUGAAAACAAAUCAAACCAAGUGGAAAGCUGUGAUUUGAACCAGAGCAAACCAACUACAGGUAAAAAGUUAAAUAAUCAUCAGUUCUUUACCUGCCUAUCCAGGUCAUAACUUAACGUAUCAAUUAAGACCUGACUAAGUUCUGAGACAGAUGAUAGGGUGUCUAAACUCUUGCAUAAAAUUACUAAUGCUAUGGUAAAUGGUUUAUAGAUUAAAUAAUUAAAUGUUUUAAACAAAGGUUUUCUUGUAUUUUCACAUAUACAGAAUUCUUUAUGAACUGAAUUUUGCCUUUGAGCUUUCAUAGUUUUAUUUAAAACCAUUGACUUUCAUAAAGAAACCCCUGAAGACACAUAGCUGAAUCAACAUUUGCUAAAACUUCAUUUUUUAACGAAGUUUUAACAAAGUUAAGCCUCAGAAAUCCAUUAAAUAUGCAGUUUGAGUCAAGGGGUGUCCGAAAGGUUUUAAUACAACUGUACUUCAACACAAACAAUACAUGUUUUUUAUUAAUCGUUUGUCCUGAUCGUAGAAUCUGAUGAUGUCAUAGCACACAGCUGCCGACAGGUGUAGACGCUCCUUCUAAGAAAGCACACAGAGACGGAUGUGCUGAGUUCGUUCAUAAACAUUCUGUCCUUUUGGAAUUACAGGGUAAAUCUCCACAACCAGCACUUAAAUAUAAAUCGCCACUGUCACCCUAAACUGGUAUGAUUUAUGUAAAACGCAACUUUACAGAACGUAAAAAAAAAAUCUUCUAAACUUUUAAGGGAAGUCAGUGUAAAAAGAUUUGAUUCUAAGGCAUUUUGGAGCAUUUCUAUUGGUCUAUUCAUCAUGAAAUUGAAAUAGAAUAAAGCACAACUUCCACACUCGAAAUAUGUCAAAAAGUUAAAAAAAAAAACAGUUAAACAAUAUUUCUGACUGAUAUUUGUAUGUAUAUGAGUAUAUAGAGCUCUGGAAUAAGAGACCACUUAAAAAUGAUGAGUUUCUUUGAUUUUACCAAAUUGAAAAACCUCUAGAAUACAAUCAAGAGGAAGAUGGAUGAUCACAAGCCUUCAAACCAAACUGAACUGCUUAAAUCUUUACAUCAGGAGUGGCAUAAAAUUAUCCAAAAGCAGUGUGUAAGACUGGUGGAGGAGAACAUGCCAAGAUGCAUGAAAACUGUGAUUAAAAACCAGGGUUAUUCCACCAAAUAUUGAUUCCUGAACUCUGAAAGCUUUGCAUCUGCAUAUUUUUUGUUAUUUCAGCCAUUUCACAUUUUACUCAAUAUCAGCUCAUAUAUCAGCCAUAACAUUAAACCUGAUUACCUUUCAAUAGGUCCGUCUUGUGCCACAAGAGGGAGGAAAACAGUACAGCGAAUCCUUUAAAUUCAGUAUGUUAUAUGAAAGGUGGUGCCUUUCUCUGAGCACUUCUGAUUGGUUUAUAGACUCACUAUUGCAUAUUGUGGCUCAGUUUCUUCAUGCCUGCCUUUUAUAUUUCCAGUAUAUUACAUUCCUGCAGAAGUGGAGGGCACCAUCUAUCUGCACCCACUAUCAGACCUUACUCCAACUCCCAUAAUUCACAUAAUUCUUACCAUUAGAUGUAGAUAAUGAUAGUCGUUGUUUAGUUUUGUUUUGCACUUUAUUUAUCAAUGGUGAUAAUGUUAUGGCUGAUCAGUAUAUAUAAAAUGUUGCUGUUAAACAUCACGUUUUUUGCUCUUUGUUCAGUUUAAUCUCAGUUUAAUCUCAGGGGCUGGUGUCACCUGCUUCUCACAAUGUCUCAUGGACAUGGACUAGCAGUUUAAAGUAGUGUGUGUUACAUCUGCCUCUGUCAGUGUCGGUCUAAACAAAACAAACCGUGUCUAAUGUCUAAAGCUUGUCUGAAGUGUGAGGCGUCUGUCUGAGGGUGCGGUACCGUGUGCUGGUUUUGGGUUGUUUGGUCUCCAGCAUGUCCUGUCUGCUCAAGGGUUCCUCCAGCAGCAGCAGCAGUACUCCAUCAAUGUGGCACUUUUAUAAUUGCAUUCCUUUUCUGUGUGAAACACUGUACACCUCCAGGUGUGUCUUUUAUUUUUGUCCUGUGAGAGGACUGGGUAAAAUGUGUUGUACAUAGUUCAUUUUUAUUGUAUAUAUGAGAAAAGAAAAAUGUAUAAAAAACGGUAUGUACAAAGUUUCUGCUCAUGCCUUCUUUUGUAAAUGGUAAAAUGCUCAUUUGAUUCCAUGUGAGUGUCAAAAUACAGUUCAGAUUUCAAAAGCA